Messenger RNA from Vicia villosa (hairy vetch), 752 nucleotides. Its product is annotated as probable prefoldin subunit 4. The coding region runs from base 222 to 602 and encodes 126 amino acids. The record is from RefSeq and is a predicted model, not a curated record. The transcript has 3 exons. Gene Ontology annotation, cellular component: prefoldin complex; cytoplasm. Gene Ontology annotation, biological process: protein folding. Lineage: Eukaryota; Viridiplantae; Streptophyta; Magnoliopsida; Fabales; Fabaceae.
GCCAGGCCCAUCAUUCUCUCUCUGUCCCCUCUUCUUCAUUCUCCUCAUCUACGCCAUUUCCACACUCGUUGAUUCUCAUCGAGCUUCCGGUCAAUACUACUUCCUUCUCGAUUGCAGAACCACCGGAGAGAACGUGAGAAUACAUUCUCGCUAGAAAGGUGGUUAACCUGGAAGCGGCACCGGAAUCUAAAACCCUACACUGAAUUUGAAUCAACAACAAGAUGCAGCAGGGAGGAGGAUCUGAAACGGAAGUUACAUGGGAGGACCAGCAGAAUAUCAACAAAUUCGGAAGGUUGAAUAAUCGCUUACACGAGCUUAACGAUGAGAUCAAAUUUGCUAAGGAAGCUAAUGAUAAUUUAGAGGAUGCGAGCAAUGAGUUGAUUCUCACUGAUGAAGAGGUUGUUCGGUUUCAAAUAGGAGAGGUUUUUGCUCAUGUGCCGAAGGAUGAAGUUGAGAGCAGGAUAGAACAGAUGCAAGAGGCAACAAGCCAGAAAUUGGAAAAACUUGAGGAGGAGAAACAAUCUGUGGUUGCUCAGAUGUCCGAACUGAAGAAAAUUUUGUAUGGGAAGUUCAAAGACUCGAUCAAUCUUGAGGAGGAUUAGCAACUUGUUUAUAGAUUUCUAGGAUUUUGUGUGGUUUUUAUGAACUCAUAUGACCUUUGGCUUUUCUGAGUCAGUUUGUGUCUCUCUUUGAAUUGUAGAAUGUGUCUUGAUUGAACCUCUUUACAUCUUUGCCAAUGCUUCUUUCUUUUC